Messenger RNA from Triticum dicoccoides, 794 nucleotides. RefSeq lists its product as uncharacterized. Lineage: Eukaryota; Viridiplantae; Streptophyta; Magnoliopsida; Poales; Poaceae. The transcript has a single exon. Bases 126 to 794 code for a protein of 222 amino acids. The record is from RefSeq and is a predicted model, not a curated record.
UCGAGGGGGCUUGCGACGACGUGCCCGCUGCAACUGUUGCGGCAGCUUUCGCUGCCAAGUUCGGCAUCAGGCAGGCGGACGUCACCGUCGUGCGCCACUACCCCGAGCAGUUCUUUGUCCGGUUCAUGUACCAGCACCACUGCGCCAAUGCAACGGACCGCGGCGACUUCCACCAUGACGGCCUCCACAUCUUCGUGCGCGCCUGGCGCCUGGAAGCCCAUGCUGAGAAUGAAGACCAGCUGCAUCACGUGCGCCUCUGCAUCGAAGCAAUUCCUGUCCAUGGCUGGAACAACUACGUCGCCACGUUCGUCAUUGGGCACGGCUGCUCUCUGGACUACAUCGAGAACAGGUCGCUACGAAGGGAGGACACGAGGUACCUCGCGCUGUGGGCGUGGACCGCCAACCCCGACGCGAUCCUGAAGGUCAAGUGGCUCACUUUGCCGGCACGCGGCCAGCGGCGGCGUGGGCGGCGUGGCCUGCGGCACCGCGUGCUCAUUCAUCUGGACCUGCACGAGGACCACUCCAACGCACGCGAAGAUGACGACAAUCCUCCCACCCCAGACGUGAACGAGUUCACCUGGUACCCAGACAUCGUCAAUGGUGCUCCGCCUCCUGGCCGCCGGCGCAUGGCUCCGGCUGCUCGCGACGACCGCCGCAACACGCGGCGCGACGACGCUGACGACUGCGAUGGCGGCCGUAGUAGAGAUGGCUCAAGAGGUCAGACAGGGUGGGGCGACUGCAUCCGUCGGUCUCUCUCCCGCAACGCGCGGGAGCGCCAGCGCGGGGCGGACUAG